UAUACACUGAUAUACAUAAUAUACUGCAGAGGUUUACCACUAAACUACACGUGACGUCAGCUUAUCAUAACUGAAGUCUACUUUUUUUGACAACAGUUUCUUGUAAUAGAUUUUAUUGUCCGGUUUGAGACCAAUUGACACCAAUUGUAAACAUUUUUUUCUUGUUGUUGUUAUCUUUGCAUAACAAUAGACAACAAGUGGACCAAUCAGUUGCUAUAAAACUUGAUUACAAGUGUUGCCAAUAUUUAAGUCACUCUUUAGUUGUAUCACUUGUUAGACGUAUUCAUCACAACCACAAUCUCAAGACAUCAUGAGCUUAGAGCAGAACUUCCAGAAGGCUGUCCAAGACGUGAGAAAACUGAAAGCUAAACCAACGGAUCAAGAGUUGCUUGAGGUUUACGCACUCUUCAAACAAUCCUCUGAUGGCGAUUGUAAUACAGCCCGACCCGGUAUGCUUGACCUCAAAGGGAAGGCUAAAUGGGACGCUUGGAAUGGGAAGAAAGGUAUGUCUAAAGACGAGGCUAAGGCUGCAUACGUCAGUCGUGUCAAUGCAUUGGUAGAGACAUACGGAGUCUCAUAAUUGUUUGGACCAUAAAAUGGUUUCACAAGUUUUUUUAGAUAUAAAUAAUAGUAAUAUAUAUAUAAUUGUGUUUUACUCUUGUAUUUUGUAUUCUUUUGGGAUUUUUUUUAUAAUAGAUAAUUAUUUUGAAUACAAUCUAAUUUAUACUUUAAUAAUAAAUAUUUUUUAU
This is a messenger RNA of Oppia nitens, 749 nucleotides long. RefSeq names its product acyl-CoA-binding protein homolog (gene Acbp1). Gene Ontology annotation, biological process: fatty acid metabolic process. The record is from RefSeq and is a predicted model, not a curated record. The transcript has 4 exons. Gene Ontology annotation, molecular function: fatty-acyl-CoA binding. NCBI's taxonomy places the organism in Eukaryota, Metazoa, Arthropoda, Arachnida, Sarcoptiformes, Oppiidae. Bases 311 to 580 code for a protein of 89 amino acids.